This is a messenger RNA of Sphenostylis stenocarpa, 210 nucleotides long. The record is from the annotation of a GenBank genome assembly. NCBI's taxonomy places the organism in Eukaryota, Viridiplantae, Streptophyta, Magnoliopsida, Fabales, Fabaceae.
AUGCCCAAUCUUGAUCAGACGAUAGUUGAUGAACAGACGAUGGAAGAACCUGAUCAGACGACAAAUGAAGCUCAGAUGAAUCCUGACGCUCAGACGAUACAAGAAGAGCACAUACAAUUUGAGCCCAAACGAUCAACAAGGACAAAAUUGCCUUUUUCAAACUAUCCUCCAGACGAAUAUGUUACACUCACAGAAGUGUUAGAAAUGUAG